AUCUAUGACCAUUUGUUAUUGUGUAACAGCAACGACCAAAACAGUGGAAGCGCAGCCGAUCAAGAAAACUGCGUUUUGACAUAUCUUCAACAAAUAGAUGCCAUAAUUGAAUCACUAAAUUAUGCGCGUCUGCUUCCGAAAAACGGAAAUACCACUGGCAUUGCCACAGAUAGAACCAGAAAUGUCUGUGAUGAAUCCGUCUCUGACGCAGCACAGAACAUUGAAGAAGUUCAGAACACAGCAAGCUCGGCAACAGCAGGAGCAGCAGGAGCAGUAGCAGCUUCUACCACAAAUGGAAUUGAGAAAGAAGGUUCCAGUUCUGUAGAGGACAAGGAAAAUUUGGGCGCCGUCGACCAAGCAGUCUCAGAUGAGGAGGUGCCACCAUCUGGUGAAUCGAAGCUUGUAAGAAUUCAAACUUUUGCAAGUUUUGUUAAAAUAAAAAAAAAAACCAGCAAGGUUGUUGCUGCAUAA
Gongylonema pulchrum is the source of this 471-nucleotide messenger RNA. The record is from the annotation of a GenBank genome assembly. NCBI's taxonomy places the organism in Eukaryota, Metazoa, Nematoda, Chromadorea, Rhabditida, Gongylonematidae.